Messenger RNA from Ectocarpus sp. CCAP 1310/34, 4240 nucleotides. The record is from the annotation of a GenBank genome assembly. NCBI's taxonomy places the organism in Eukaryota, Phaeophyceae, Ectocarpales, Ectocarpaceae.
AUGCUCCAUGCUCCUGUCGUCGAUCAGGCUGCUGCCGCCGCUGUUUUCGCCCCCAACCUUGGGGAUAUCCAGAGCGUAAGGCAACUUGUGGAAACCGGAGAGGUCAACGUCAACCAGAAAGGCGCGCAGGACCGAACUGCCCUGCACAGGGCCGCGGGCGCGAAUCAUGUGGGUAUCAUACUUUACCUCCUGCAAGCAGGAGCUCCCGUAGACACCGCGGACAGAUGCCUUCGAACGCCGUUGCACUGGGCGGCCAUCAGCGGUCACCUUGACGCUACUCAGCUGCUUUUGGAAAGGGGGGGCGAUCUACGAAGCAAGACCGUUAGCGGCAUGAAUCCUCUCAUGUGCGCUGUGCAGCAACGAUGGCAUUCGGUGGCGGAAGCAAUCCUCGAGUGGUCGGAAGGCUGCACCGAGGACGAGGAGGGAGUGGACGGACCGGUCCCUUCCCCCGCUGAGUUGUGCUCGGCUACGGAUGCGGAGGGGAAGACGGCGGUGGUGUUCGCGAAAGAACUUGGCGAUGUCCCGAUGCAAAAAUUGCUCAAGAGCUACAUGCCGAAACAGCCCUCGGCCUGGUGUUGCGGCGGUGGUGCCGUGCAGCAGCAGCUCUCAGCCGUAGCGGUGCCACCGACAGCAGAAGAGCCUACCAUGGCGCCGGGACACAGUCGCCAAUCAGGCGACGACCGUGUUGCUGCUGCUGCUCCGGUGUCGAACGACGUGGGCAGCGGCAAGGCGGUCGAUGGCAGUGUUGGAGGCGGCGGCAGCAGCGGCGGGUGGUUUCGGCGAGUUUGCCGUUUCAUGAGGUGUGGCAGAGCGCGGAAUGGCAGGACAAGCGGGACAGCCACGCCGGGAGCGACGGCACGCAGCGCAGAGUCCUCGGGCUCUGAGACAGCAGCAGCAGCAGAAGCAGCAGCAGGGGACGGUGCUGCCGGAAUGAAGGCCGAUGAAUCUCGCGGUGGCAGCGUUGCCGCUGCAGGGGGCAGCGGCGGCAGCGGCGGCAGCGGCGCACGGAGCAUCGCAGCCUCUGGCAGCGCGAGCUCCGCCAACAACGUGGGCACCAACCUCCCUCGCUCUGCCUCGGGAAACGGUGUACACGCGCACCACCGAGGGGGGGGGGGCAAUGACGGGACCCUGGCGAUGAACAGCCCCGCUUCCGACAGUGUUAAGGGCCUCUCGUCGUCGUCGUCGUCCAUGCCCGGACCGCAGCAGACCGCGCUGCGGUCGGUUGAAUACGCGCCCAUGCGGACCGAGCCGGCGAGCAUAACGGUGCCGAUGGCCGACGAGGGCAUGGGGCGCGGGAGCGGGGAAUGGGCGAGGAAGUUGUCUUCUGGCGGCAGGAAGCAUCGAGAGCGGCACGAUAGAGAAGGGCCGGGGGGUGGCUCGGGGAGGGUGAUGGGCGCGCUGCGGUCGCGUAGCAGGCCGAGGAGCGGCGUGGGUAAUGGAGAGUCGGGAAAGACUCGGAGCAAGGAUGAAAGAGCAGGUCAGGUCGGGUUCAUGUAGAGAUACGCGGUUGACGUGCUUGACCAUGACUUUGUUCUGCAUGCAAUAGUACCCCCGACGCAUGCGAGACUGCUGUUUCAUGUGUUUACAUGUGUGGGCUGACGACCUGCACCCCACGUCGUGCGCGCUGAACAUUUGUUGCUUGCGCGCGCAGGCGGCGGCGAUGGUAGACUUGGGGGUGUAUCGAGUCGCGGUUGAGGGCUGCGGUGGCGAGAGCAGUGGCAGCAGCAGCAGCAGCAGCAGCAGCAGCAGCGGGUGGUGCGAUAAACGCCACGAGGCCGGAGGGGGUCGCUGUUGAUAAAGAGUCGCCGUCACCGUCCAUGCCCUUUGCCGGUAGCAAUGCACCUGGCGGUGUCGGUGCCAUUUGCUCUUGUAAGGCCUUUCGGUGGUGCCAUUUCGAUGUUGCUGUGGCUGUUGACGAUCGUCUUUGCUGGCGAGGUUGUUUGCCUGUAGCACAAACUGUCGAUGUCAUCUUGUUGUAACUUAGAAACUAACCACACUACACGGGGCAGAGCGGAGGGGCCGCUAUGGCCCACCUUCAUGGGGGGGAUUCAUUCGCAUGUGCCGUUUACUCCCUUCGCUCGCCUGUCUCUGUUGAUAUGUUGAUGUUCUUGUCCGUCGGUUGUCGAUGCUGUAGGUGUUAAUAUUGUGAUGACAGCCCGCGCGCUAGUAGAAGUCUCGUCUCAUUACUCUCUCUCUGCUCGUGUCCUCUUCCCGGAGGAAGUGCGGUUUGGUGCUACUUAUGGGCGUGCUCACGAAACGCGAGCACCACGUCCGUGCCCACGUGCUGCCGGCAAGCUUGACUGCCUACCGCGCCCUUGAAGCGUGGGCGGCCUUCGCUGAUAAAGCGCUGUUCGAGGGCGAGAGGGGUUGUGGGGCACUACGUUAUAAUUCCCACAAAAGUGUUGCUGUAGCAUACGGACGGGUUGAUGUCUCACCGCGGUGCCUGUGCGGCGAUGACGAGCACUGCUAUUGCGUUAUAAGGGGUAGACUAGAAAGAAUGUUGACUUGACCGGGUUCCUCCCCUGCACAAGGGCUAGAUGGAGCCUGCCUCUGUAGCAAGUUCGUAGGGCCGUCCGUGCCCCUGCGAGCUGUGCGUCUCUAUCUGUGCCCCUUUGACAUGCCCCCAUAUUCGAAGGGACUACAUGUGUUUUAUUACCGAGUUUUGAUUGAUUCUCCACACGGUUUUUCGCGUGUGGAUCUUUUGGGGGAUGGGGGUAAUGAGUUUUAAUCAUGCGGAGCUAGGUAGAGUAGUGGGUAGCAGCUCUCGCAUGCACGGCGCGCGCGCAAGGGCAUCAGGCGGUCGCCAGACCCGUACAUGCCAACGUGAACGCGGCGUGUCGUUGGUAGUGUACUAUGUGGUUGCCUGCAGUAGGUUUAGUGUUGAACGGUGGGUAGAGGGGGGUCGGGGGGUCGGUCUGGGUCGUAGUGUUUUUGCUGUCGUAAAAUGGAUCAAUCCUGAAUUAAUUGACUGCCGUUGAGGCCGUUGCUCUUGGCGGAGGGACCCUUGCUUGUGUUCCUGUGGCGAGAAAGCGCAUUGAGUUUUAUUGUACAGGAGGAAUAUCUCCUCGUGCAUCCCCCACACAGCAGUCUGUCUCUCUUUUAAUUGUCGAGUGUUUGCGAAUGAUCGUUGGGUUUAAUGUUUCUCAACUAUUGAGUGCGUGUCUCGUUUUUCAGUCCCGUCAUCACAGCACGCGUAGGAGACAAAGGGUAAGGCACGUUUGUUACUUGUAGCAUGUUGUUGUGUCCAACUUUAGCCUGGUACUACAUUUUUUUUGUCGACAGAUAAACGCGUUUUUUUUUUGCAUUUGCUGUGUCCAACUUUUAGCCUGGUAAAGUUUUUUUUCUUUUCUGUGUCGUGGAGACAUGUGUAGUCACAUUGGUUCAACCAGCAGGAUUCCACUAAUUGCGUUGGGCGGAGAGGAAGGCAGCGCGUGCUACGCUUUAUUGUUUCAAGUGGCCGCGAAUCUUGUGUUGUUUAUACUGGUCAUAAUAUAGGGUAUCCCACGACCAUUGCUCCUAUCUGCCUGGCAUGCAUAUGUACGGUCGUGCGCGGGGCAGACUCGCGCACAUGUGGAAAUUGGGUUGGUCUCGUCAUCUUGUUGAAGGAGGGUCUUCAAGCUUGCUCUGGUGGGCUGACAGUCGGCGUAGCUUCGGUAUGAUGGAAUGGUUAUCCGCGAACCCCGUUGUAGAGCUAGCUUAUGUGCAGUUAGUCUAGAGGUUUGUGACUGAUCGAGAGCAAUAACGGAGACAUACACGUAUGCGGCUGGCCGAAUACCAAACACGGAUGCAUGUGUGUGCUGAUUGGAUUACCUUUUCGCGGUGAUGUUUUUAGUCUCAGGUUGCCCUUGGAAAUGAAGGAAGGUUGCCCUUGGAAAUGCAGGAUGGUCACCCCUUCCCGCGCACCUUUUCAGAUCUGUUUGUGUUCCUGUCGCUUCAAGCCGUUUGGGUAUGUGUGACAUCCGCAUCCCGCGCGCUUCUUAUCGGCAUGAGUGCGGUACACCACACUCGCACGUGUUGCGAGCAAUGGCACCACACAAGAUGUUAGUGAGCAGCCCGUACGUGAACGGUUGUUCUGUGUUGCACUGCCUAGCAUAGCGUUCGAGGACGUCUACACCGCAGCGUUGUGUACAAUAUUCGGUUAGUAAAGAGUUUGAGCGUCUUCCUAGAAUCGCCGUUCGAGAAAGUUUCUUGAUCGGGUACCUUUCUCAACUUGAUGUGCUCAUAGCAUGUAGCACUAUAA